This is a messenger RNA of Camellia sinensis, 2604 nucleotides long. Its product is annotated as transcription initiation factor TFIID subunit 5. Gene Ontology annotation, cellular component: transcription factor TFIID complex. The record is from RefSeq and is a predicted model, not a curated record. Gene Ontology annotation, biological process: transcription initiation at RNA polymerase II promoter. Gene Ontology annotation, molecular function: RNA polymerase II general transcription initiation factor activity; protein binding. NCBI's taxonomy places the organism in Eukaryota, Viridiplantae, Streptophyta, Magnoliopsida, Ericales, Theaceae.
GGUGCGGGGUACCCGAACUUGAGUCGUCUAGCCCGUUUUCAAAACCUAGUUACGACCAGUGUCUGCGACAGCGAGCAGAGAGAGAGAGAGAGAGAGAGAGAUGGACGAAGAAGAGAUAGAGAAAGCAGUGAUAGCGUAUCUGAAGAAGAAGGGUUUCAAGCAGACAGAGCUCGCUUUCCAAGAAGAGCAGCAACACCACACCAAAAACUCCUCUUCCAACUCCUCCACCGACCCCGACAUUGCCAAACACCUUCUCUCCUUCUCCGAAUCAGAUAAUGUUCCAGCACAGUACCAUGAUGGAUACAGCAAGCUUAGGUCAUGGACUUACAGUUCACUGGAUUUGUACAAGCAUGAGUUAAUCCGUGUCCUCUAUCCAGUAUUUGUCCAUUGUUUCAUGGAUCUUGUGGCAAAAGGUCAUAUUCAAGAAGCUCGAAAUUUUUUCAAUAGCUUUCGUGAAGACCAUGAGAUGAUGCACUUACGGGACCUUCAGAAAUUGGAAGGAGUUCUUUCUCCGUGUCAUCUGGAGGAAAUGGAGUUUGCUCAUUCUUUGAGGCAGAGCAAAGUGAACCUUAAGAUAUGCCAGUAUUCUUACGAGCUUCUGCUGCAAUAUUUACACAAGACACAAUCCAUUACAAUGCUUGGGGUUAUUAAUGAGCAUAUUAACUUUCAAGUUUCUCCUGGACAACCAAGCUCAAUUUCUGAUGAUGAAGGUGUUACACUUGUUGGGAGUGGCCAGGAUGCAGCUAAUCUGAUAAAUCAGAAAGAAAUACACUGGGGGUUACUUGAAGACUCUUUAGAAGAAAGGUUGGAGAAGGCAGGAAGUUUGCUUUCAGAUUUGGAGAAGGUAGACGGAGAAAGUAAGGAAGGUGACUUGGAUGAGAGUAAGAAGAGAGCAGUGGAGGGAGGGAAGCAAGGUGCUUCUCUCAAAAAGUUGAAAAAGGACAAGGUGGUUGGUGCAACAGGGAAAGCUGUUCGUAUUGAGACCAAUACUGUGCCUGCAGCACCACGUGUAAAAUCUGAGCUCACUUUGCCAGUAAUGCCAACAGAGGUUGAACAUUCUAUUCUUGAAGACUUACGAAACCGGGUACAGUUGAGCAGCUCUGCUUUGCCCUCAGUCAGCUUCUAUACAUUUAUUAACACACAUAAUGGCCUAAACUGUUCAUCAAUAUCCCAUGAUGGAUCAUUGGUUGCUGGUGGAUUCUCAGACUCAUCACUGAAGGUUUGGGAUAUGGCAAAGUUUGGACAACAAACUGGCAGUUCUAUUUUGCAGGGUGAGAAUGAUUUUGCUACCAGUGAGCAUGUACUUGGGGCAGAUGGCGGGAAAAGAUCUUACACUUUAUUCCGAGGUCACUCUGGGCCUGUCUACUCAGCUAGUUUUAGUCCUUUUGGGGAUUUUCUUCUAUCCUCUUCAUCAGAUUCAACAAUUCGAUUGUGGAGCACAAAACUAAAUGCAAAUCUUGUUUGCUACAAGGGUCAUAAUUAUCCUGUAUGGGAUGUUCAGUUUAGUCCAUUAGGACAUUAUUUUGCUAGUGCUUCACAUGAUCGAACGGCAAGGAUUUGGUCUGUGGACAGAAUACAGCCUUUAAGGAUAAUGGCGGGGCACUUAUCCGACGUGGAUUGUGUAAGGUGGCAUUCAAACUGCAAUUACAUUGCUACAGGAUCUAGUGACAAAACAGUUCGAUUAUGGGAUGUACAGAGUGGGGAGUGUGUUAGAAUUUUCAUUGGUCACAGGAGUAUGGUUUUAUCUUUGGCUAUGUCACCUGAUGGCCGGUACAUGGCGUCUGGUGAUGAAGAUGGCACAAUUAUGAUGUGGGAUCUCUCAAGUGGUCGUUGUGUCACGCCUUUGGUGGGUCACACCUCCUGUGUCUGGACUCUUGCUUUCAGUUGUGAAGGCUCACUUCUUGCAUCUGGGUCUGCUGAUUGCACUGUAAAGUUAUGGGACGUUACAGCAAGCACGAAGGUGCUAAAAACAGAAGAAAACAAAACUGGAAGUACAAACAGACUCAGAUCAUUGAAGACUCUACCUACCAAGUCCACUCCAGUUUACACAUUGCAGUUUUCUCGAAGGAAUCUUCUCUUUGCUGCUGGGGCUCUUUCAAAAAGUGUAUAAAACGCCAACUUCACAAAUACAGUAAUAGAGGCUGCUCGGGAAAUUCAAGAAUCAGAAUCAGGUUAAUUCCAAGUCUCCUUUUCUCCGUCGUCCAGCUACGUUGGUUUUUGUGAGAUCCAGAUCAUAAAAUCUGGUGGGAUCUAUUCUGAGGCGUACCUUGGGAUUUCCUAACAGCCCCUCAAGAACACAAGUCUAACAAUGGAGUUACAGCAUGAAGAUGUUAGUUUGGUGUAAAUUUUACGUUUCUAUUUGUUCACUUGGAUUUAGAUGUGUCUAUUUAUUUGUCAUAACAUUUUGAUACAAAAGCAUGUCCCAAUUACAGCCAACAUCAGAAAAUGUACGAUGUUAUUGUUGACUUAAUUUUUUCUUUGUCGACAUGGAUGAUGCACUACGUAAUACAAACCAGUGGAGGGUGGAAAUGUUAAGCAUUUGUAAUUUUACAUUUGGACAAUUUGAAAAGAGGAAGAUGGGUUAAAUCUGAAAACUAUUUAGCA